Messenger RNA from Mugil cephalus (flathead mullet), 5008 nucleotides. RefSeq names its product cullin-associated and neddylation-dissociated 1 (gene cand1). The transcript has 26 exons. Bases 252 to 3956 code for a protein of 1234 amino acids. NCBI's taxonomy places the organism in Eukaryota, Metazoa, Chordata, Actinopteri, Mugiliformes, Mugilidae. Gene Ontology annotation, cellular component: nucleus. The record is from RefSeq and is a predicted model, not a curated record. Gene Ontology annotation, biological process: SCF complex assembly; protein ubiquitination.
CGCUAACCCCGCCCCUCUGCAGAGAGAACGGGAGCUCCAUUCAAACCAAACUCCGCGACCCGCGAUGCGACAGUCGCCGUAGAAGAAAAGAAAAGCGACAAAAACUCGCGACUUACCCCGAAACCAGAGCGGCAGGGCGGACACAGGGACACGCGGAGACCCGGAGACCCGGAGACCACAGCCCCAGGCGGCCGGAACACACUCUCAGUGGAGCAGUCUGCUAGCGGGAGGCUAACGGCUACAGCCCCAACAUGGCGAGCGCCUCGUACCACAUCUCCAACCUUCUGGAGAAAAUGACCUCCAGCGACAAAGACUUCAGGUUCAUGGCGACUAAUGACCUGAUGACGGAGCUACAGAAAGAUUCAAUCAAACUGGACGACGACAGUGAGAGAAAGGUGGUGAGGAUGAUCCUCAAACUGUUGGAAGACAAGAACGGGGAAGUUCAGAACUUGGCUGUCAAAUGCCUCGGGCCUCUGGUCAGUAAAGUGAAGGAGUACCAGGUGGAGACGAUCGUGGACACACUGUGCACCAACAUGCUGUCGGACAAAGAGCAGCUCAGAGACAUUUCCUCCAUCGGACUCAAAACUGUGAUCGGAGAGUUGCCGCCCGCCUCCAGCGGCUCGGCUUUAGCUGCUAGCGUUUGUAAGAAGAUCACGGGUCGGCUGACGAGCGCCAUCGCCAAACAGGAGGACGUCUCCGUCCAGCUGGAGGCGCUGGACAUCAUGGCCGACAUGCUGUGCAGACAGGGCGGCCUGUUGGUGAACUUCCACCCCUCCAUCCUCAGCUGCCUCCUCCCUCAGCUCACCUCCCCCAGGCUGGCGGUCAGAAAGAGGACCAUCAUGGCUCUGGGACACCUGGUCAUGUCCUGCGGGAACCUGGUCUUCAUCGAUCUGAUCGAGCACCUGCUGACGGAGCUGGGGAGGAACGACAACAUGUCCACCACCCGGACCUACAUCCAGUGCACGGCCGCCAUCAGCCGGCAGGCGGGACACCGGAUCGGCGAGUAUCUGGAGAAGAUCAUCCCUCUGGUCGUCAAGUUCUGCAACGUGGACGACGACGAGCUGCGAGAAUAUUGCAUCCAGGCCUUCGAGUCCUUCGUCAGGAGGUGUCCUAAAGAAGUUUACCCCCACGUCCCCACGGUCAUUUCCAUCUGCCUGCGCUACCUGACCUACGACCCCAACUACAACUUUGACGAUGAAGACGAGGACGACAACGCCAUGGACGCCGAGCAGAACGACGAGGACUACCAAGGCAGCGACGACGAGUACAGCGACGACGACGACAUGAGCUGGAAGGUUCGGAGGGCGGCGGCCAAAUGUUUGGACGCCGUCGUUUCGACUCGUCACGAGAUGCUGCCCGAGUUUUAUCGCUCGGUCUCUCCUGCACUCGUCUGUCGCUUCAAGGAGAGGGAGGAGAACGUGAAGGCGGAUGUUUUCCACGCUUACCUGUCGCUGCUGAAACAGACCAGACCGGCUCAGAGCUGGUUGACUGAUCCAGACGCGAUGGAGCAGGGGGAGACGCCGCUAACGAUGCUACAGAGCCAGGUUCCCAUGAUCGUGAAAGCGCUUCACAAGCAGCUGAAGGAGAAAAGUGUCAAAACCCGCCAGUGUUGCUUCAACAUGUUGACGGAGCUGGUGAACGUCCUCCCAGGAGCCCUGACUCAGCACAUCCCCGUGCUAAUACCAGGCAUCAUCUUCUCCCUGAACGACAAGUCGAGCAGCUCCAACCUGAAAAUCGACGCCCUGGCGUGUCUGCACGUCAUCAUGGUCACGCACCCGGCCCACGCCUUCCACGCACACGUCCCCGCCCUCGUCCCGCCCGUGGUGGCGUGCGUGGGAGACCCCUUUUACAAGAUCACCUCCGAGGCGCUGCUCGUCACCCAGCAGCUCGUCAAGGUUAUCCGACCUCUGGACAGCCAAUCGGAGGGCUCGGACAGCUUUGACCCCUCCCCUUACAUCAACGACUUGUUCACCUGCACGAUAAGGCGCCUGAAAGCCGCCGACAUCGACCAGGAAGUGAAGGAACGCGCCAUUUCCUGCAUGGGACAGAUCAUCUGUAACCUCGGUGACCGUCUUCCCACCGAGCUUCCGGGUACGCUGCUCAUCUUUCUGGAGCGACUCAAGAAUGAGAUCACGAGACUGACGACGGUUAAAGCGCUGACGCUAAUCGCCGGCUCCCCGCUGAAAAUCGACCUGCGGCCGAUUCUGCCUGACGCCGUUCCCAUCCUCGCCUCCUUCCUCCGCAAGAACCAGAGGGCGCUGAAGCUCUGCACGCUGGCCGCUCUGGACAUCCUGCUCAGGAACUACAGCUCGGCGGUGACCCCCGUCAUGGUGGACGCCGUCCUGGCCGAGCUGCCGCCGCUGAUCUCAGAGAGCGACAUGCACGUGUCCCAGAUGGCGCUGAGCUUCCUGUCCACGCUGGCGCUCACCCACCCCUCCUCCCUGGGGCAGCUGACCGGGGGCAACAUCCUGCAGCAGCUCAUCGCCCUCGUCAGGUCGCCGCUGCUGCAGGGGGGGGCGCUGGCCGCCAUGCUGGACUUCUACCAGGCCCUGGUUUCCACGGAGACGCCCGGUCUGGGCUACAUGGACCUGCUGAGGAUGCUGACGGGGCCGGUUUACUCGCAGACGGCGGCGCUGCCUCACAAACAGGCCUAUUGCUCCAUCGCCAAGUGUGUGGCCGCCCUCACCAGAGCCUGUCCCAACGAGGGCCCCGCCGUGGUGGGCCAGUUCAUCCAGGAUGUGAAGAACAGCCGGUCCACAGACUCCAUCCGUCUCCUGGCUCUUCUGUCCCUGGGGGAGGUUGGACACCACGUGGACCUGAGCAGCCAGCCCGAGCUGAAGACCGUCAUCCUGGACGCCUUCUCGUCCUCCAGCGAGGAGGUGAAGUCGGCGGCUUCGUACGCGUUGGGCAGCAUCGCGGUGGGAAACCUGCCCGAGUACCUGCCCUUCGUCCUCCAGGAGAUCUCGUCCUCCAAGAGACAGUAUCUGCUGCUGCACUCGCUCAAGGAGAUCAUCAGUUCUGCCUCGGUGUCGGGUCUGAAGCCGUACGUGGAGUCGGUUUGGUCUCUGCUGCUCAAACACUGCGAGUGUCAGGAGGAAGGAACCAGGAACGUCGUGGCCGAGUGUUUGGGGAAACUGACCCUGAUCGACCCGGAGACGCUGCUGCCCCGCCUCAAAGGAUACCUGCUGUCAGGUUCCUCGUACGCCCGGAGCUCCGUGGUGACGGCCGUGAAGUUCACCAUCUCUGACCAACCACAGCCCAUCGACCCCCUGCUGAAGAACUGCAUAGGUGAUUUCCUGAAGACGUUGGAGGACCCGGACCUGAACGUGCGCCGCGUUGCCUUGGUAACGUUUAACUCGGCCGCCCACAAUAAACCGAGUCUGAUCAGGGAACUGCUGGACCUGGUUUUACCACAACUCUACAACGAGACCAAGGUCAGGAAGGAGCUGAUCAGAGAGGUGGAGAUGGGUCCGUUCAAACACACCGUGGACGAUGGUCUGGACCUGAGGAAGGCUGCGUUCGAGUGCAUGUACACUCUGCUGGACAGCUGCCUGGACCGGAUCGACAUCUUCACCUUCCUGAACCACGUGGAGGACGGACUGAAGGACCAUUACGACAUCAAGAUGCUGACGUUCCUGAUGCUGGCCAGACUCUCGUCCUUGUGUCCCAGUGCUGUUCUACAGAGACUGGACCGGCUGGUGGAGCCGCUCAGAGCCACCUGCACCACCAAGGUGAAGGCGAACUCGGUGAAGCAGGAGUUCGAGAAGCAGGACGAGCUGAAGCGGUCGGCGAUGCGAGCCGUCGUCGCGCUGCUGACGAUCCCGGAGGCCGAGAAGUCGCCGCUGAUGUCGGAGUUCCAGUCGCAGAUCUCGUCCAAUCAGGAGCUGGCGGCCAUCUUCGACUCCAUCCAGAGGGACUCCAGCUCCGCCAACAUGGAGUCCAUGGACACUAGCUAAAAAAACAAAAAAAAAAAACGAAAGAAAACAAAAACACACGGACCAAAACAAAGAGUUUAAUUAAAAAAAAUAAUAAUAAUCAAAAAAAAAAAGAAGAAGAAAUAAAUAAAAAUUAAUUCCCAAGAUGCAACACGGCACCACUCCCGCUGCUGGAGCGCUAACCCUGCAGCAUGUUUCCAUGACAACAGGACGCAAAAUACACAAACACACACACACUUGUUGUGACACACUCUCUCCUUGCGUGUGAAAGUCCCAUGAUGCAUUGCACUGACGUCGGCUGAUGGAAAAGAAAGGAGGAAGAAGACGGACAGAAAGAAUAAAUUCCAGAAAAAUAAGUUCCACAUGAGGCUUGGAAGCUCCUCCCACUUCCUGUUUGUUUUUCCAGCGAGGGCAUCUGAUUGGUUGGUCUCCCCGCGCAUCAUCGUUCCUUCUUUUCAUUUCCUUUUUUUUUAUUAUUAUUGUUAUUCGUUUCUUUUCGUAAUUCCAGAAAGUUCGACAGGUACUGAAACCUGAUUGGCCGCUGCUGAGUGACUGACAGUUGGCGCGAUUUGAAAACUGACCAAUGACGGGGGAGAGGAAAAAAAAAUAAAAAUUAAAAAUGAAAGGUGCUCUUUCCCGUCUGAGGCUGUGGUGACCAAUGGGAGAGGGAUCGCUCUGAUGUUGUUGUUUUUUUUUUGCUUUGUUUUUUGCGAAUGAUGUAGGCAACCAAUAGGAGGCUUUGGGGAUGUUGACACAUGGGCGGGGUUUAACUGUUUGUGGACCAAUCAGCAUCCUUGUUUCCUCCCGAGUAAGUAGCCCCUCCCUCUACCUUAGGGAGGGAAGAGGAGGGUUUAUUGGACCAGCCCCUAGACCCCCAAACCGGUUCCAGCUGGUUCAGUCUAGUCAGAAACCGGUUUGAUCUUACUGUGUCCUGCCUGUUUGGUUUAGUUUUAAAAAAUAAAAGAAGAUCUGGUUUAAACCGGUUUAAUCCGGUCCGGUCCGGUCUGGACAAUCCACUGUUGUUUUUCGCCCGAGAAAAAUAAAGAGGUCCAUUUCUGCCUGCCUUCACACUC